GGGUGUCUUAUCAAUUGCACGAGAGCACCCAAGUGAUCCCUCUGGGUGCACAGUCCACCUGUUCCCAGUGCAGAUCAAACGCUGCUUAAAAUGCUGCUUUUCCCAGCACUGCUGAGAUAAGCCGGUGCCCUCCUCUAUAAAGGCAGCCACGAGAGGAGCGAGGUGCACAAGCUUGUGCGUCUGCGCCGGCCAUGCCUGCGAGGGAGCUGCUGCUGGCGGUGGUGGUGGCACUGGUGACUUUCAUCGCUGCUACUGGAGCAGAGCUGAAUGAAGGGAAUGGCUCGAGAAGGCCAGUAUGUGGAGACAUGGUCGAACUGCAGGCCUGCCCCCUCCUGUACUUGCCUGUCUGUGGGACCGAUGGGAACACCUACGCCAAUGAAUGCCAGCUCUGUGUGCAACAAAUGAAAACCAGACAAGACAUCUGGAUUUUGAAAGACAGGGAGUGUCAAGAUAUCUGAGCUUUCUGGUAGCUUUCCUGAGCCUAGAAACUGAUGAUUAAUUGAUCCUGUGUGCUCUGUGCUGGUUGCACAUUUAAGUUAGAGAUAGUGAACAAUAAAAUGACAUGCACAA
Molecule: messenger RNA, 570 nt
Organism: Tyto alba (common barn owl)
Lineage: Eukaryota; Metazoa; Chordata; Aves; Strigiformes; Tytonidae
Gene: SPINK4
Product: serine peptidase inhibitor Kazal type 4
Exons: 4
Coding region: 192-458 (88 amino acids)
Molecular function (GO): serine-type endopeptidase inhibitor activity; protein binding
Source: RefSeq, a predicted model, not a curated record